AUGGCGACAAUGCACAACGUCUUCAAGUCUCCCUUCUUCCAGUUCGAGUACCUGCGCCUCCUCGCCAUGGCCCCGAUGGAGGGUGCCGAGAUUGGCGAGGCCCUCGAGGCCGCAGGCAAGAUUAAGGAUCUCGACCCAGAGAGCUGGUACAAGGCCUUCAUGGAGCAGGGCGACAACGCAGAGAAGAUUGCCAAAGAGGCUGAACACUCGGGUGACCGAGUCAGUGCUCGCAAGGCGUACCUGCGGUCCUCCAACUACAUCCGCGCCGCGCAGUUCAUGCUCAACGAGGGCGCGAUUGGCGCCGACACUCGUGUCCUGCCCACGAUUGAGCGUGCCAUCCGCAACUUCCGCAAGGGCGUGCAGUACCGCGAUGGCAAGACGUUCUUCCUCGACAUCCCCUACGAGAAUGGGGUCAAGCUACCGGGAUAUCUCUACUUGCCACACGAGUCGAAGCGUAUCCCAGGAACCUCCAAGAUCCCCCUUCUCAUCAACUGCGGUGGUGGUGACUCCACGCAGGAGGAAAUCUACUUUGUCAACCCGUACUUCGGCCCCGAAGUCGGCUAUGCGGUCCUCACGUUUGAGGGGCCGGGUCAGGGUAUUGUGCUCCGCCACGACAAGCUGCCCAUGCGACACGACUGGGAGGCUGUCACGAGCAAGGUCCUCGACCACCUGUUCGACUUUGUCUCGUUCCAUCCAGAGCUGGACCUCGACUUGUCGCGCAUUGCGGUGACCGGCGCCAGUAUGGGUGGCUACUUUGCCCUGCGAGCAGCGGCAGACCCCCGCAUCACCGCGUGCCUGUCCAUCGACAGCUUCUACAGCCUCGAGGCCUACGCGUCGGGCCGCAUGCCAGCCCCGCUAUGGAAGGGCUUCUCGAGCGGCUGGCUCAGCGACGGCAUGUUCAACUUUAUCCUGCGGACCCUGCAGCGGCUCGACUUCCAGGCACGCUGGGAAUUCAAUCACCUCAAGUGGGUCACCGCGUCGGCUACCGAGGCCGACAUCAUGUACCGCAUGCGCGACUACACCUUCCUUAACAAGGACGGCUCCGAGUACCUCGCCGGCAUCAAGUGCCCGACGCUCGUCACGGGCGCGGGCGCCAGCUUCUACUUCGACCCGGCAACCACGACGGACAAGCUGUACGCAUCGCUGACGAGCCUCGAGCCGGGCGUGGAGAAGGAGAUAUGGAUCGCCACCGACAUCGCCACGGGAGGGCUGCAGGCCAAGAUCGCCGCGUUCCAGUACUCGGCGCAGCGCACGUUUGCGUGGCUGGACAAGGUGUGGGGGAUCAAGCGGGCGCCCUUGUCUGCCAGCGGGGAGAUCAAGCAGACCAAUGGUCACGCUUGAUUGCGUGGCGACUGGGUGUGUGACGAAAGAUUAGUGGUAAAGCACGUAGUGAAUGUUGC
Microdochium trichocladiopsis is the source of this 1400-nucleotide messenger RNA. Its product is annotated as putative alpha/beta hydrolase. The transcript has 2 exons. Lineage: Eukaryota; Fungi; Ascomycota; Sordariomycetes; Xylariales; Microdochiaceae. The coding region runs from base 1 to 1341 and encodes 446 amino acids. The record is from RefSeq and is a predicted model, not a curated record.